Molecule: messenger RNA, 690 nt
Organism: Schizosaccharomyces osmophilus
Lineage: Eukaryota; Fungi; Ascomycota; Schizosaccharomycetes; Schizosaccharomycetales; Schizosaccharomycetaceae
Gene: tfx1
Product: TRAX
Exons: 1
Coding region: 1-690 (229 amino acids)
Cellular component (GO): cytoplasm; nucleus
Molecular function (GO): sequence-specific DNA binding; RNA endonuclease activity; RNA binding
Source: RefSeq, a predicted model, not a curated record
AUGGAGGUUGAAUUUCAACAGUUCCAGCGUGUGCUUCAAGAGCAGCAAGAUAAACGAGAAAGGAUUAUUAGAAUCUCUCGGGAAAUCACAAUUCAAAGUAAACGGAUGAUUUUUCUACUACAUCAAGCAUCGUCGACUGAAUUUCCUUUACCAUUGGAAUUUGACAAAACGAAACAGCAUAAACAAAAUAUUCAAAAACAAUUAGGGUUGUUAAAGCAAGAACUGGAUACUCCUGAUGCUGAGCGAUAUGCUGCAUCUUGUUCUCCUGGUAUCCAAGAAUUUGUUGAAGCUUAUGCAUUUGAAUAUUGGCUGCAACGUCAGUCUCUUAUACACCCAAAAGAUCCCAAGUUCCAGACUGAUCUUCAAUCCUUUGAUUAUGUCUUGGGACUUUGCGAUAUGACUGGCGAAAUCAUGCGUUUCCUUAUAACUCACGGGUCCAAGUUCGCUAUGGAAGACGUUCUUUCACAUGUUCAGUUUCUUCGUGAGCUGAAUUUGGAAUGCACGAAAUUAAAAAAUUUGAGCCGCCGUUCCCAAAAUGAAUUAAAGCAAAAAUUUGGUGUCAUGGAUAGCAGCAUUUCAAAAGUAGAGAGUAUAUGUUACAGCAAAAUCCUCAGAAUGUCUGACCAAACAUCCGUGAAAAGGGACACAGAAAAUCUAGCUUCCAAACAAAAAAAGCUUCGUAUUCACUAG